Tachysurus fulvidraco (yellow catfish) is the source of this 819-nucleotide messenger RNA. RefSeq names its product septin 9b (gene septin9b). NCBI's taxonomy places the organism in Eukaryota, Metazoa, Chordata, Actinopteri, Siluriformes, Bagridae. The coding region runs from base 187 to 804 and encodes 205 amino acids. The record is from RefSeq and is a predicted model, not a curated record. The transcript is spliced from 3 exons.
AGGGGAAAGAGAGUCACUAAACUGGACUGUUGAAUAGAGGAAGUGUGUGAAUAAAGGAAAGAGACGGAACGGCUCAGUGGACUGUGAAAAAGGAAGUGUGUGUGUGUGUGUGUGUGAGAGGGUGUGUGUGAGAAGGUGUGUGUGAGUGUGUGUGAGUGUGUAACGCAGUGAGACACUCAGAGCUCCAUGUGGAUCAGUAAUGCUGGAAUGGAGAGAGACAGAAUCUCAGCACUGAAGAGGUCAUUCGAGGUCGAGAACGUAGAUUCAUCUUCGCACUCUUCCUCUCCUCACAUGCGUCGCUCUCCCGCCGUACAGCGCAGCGCCAUCUCUCCGUCCCUCGGCCGCCAACAUGAGCUCGGUGCCAACGGGGCAAUCAAACCCAAACCACAGAUUCCCGAAUCUUCAUCACGCCGUGCCGAGCUCAGCAUCGGCAUCAACCCCAAACCUGUCGACAGCUCGCCCAGUGCUGGAAUCUCCCGCUUCUGCCUGAGGAAGCCUGAGGUUUCGGGCCACAACAAGAUGCCAGAAGUGCAAAAGCACUCUGUCAUGUUCGGCAAGACCCUUGAUAGCACCACUCAAGUCGUCAGGACGCCAUCCAAUGUCAGCGCAAGACAACUGUCUGAAACUACUGUCAGGAGGAACGAACCACCAGAGAUCAACAUCAGCAAGCCACCUGAGGUCAGAGGUCAAGAGAAUCAUCAACAUUCAUCUGCAAUCACAAUGAGAUGCUCGUCACCCAGCCACGCCGGAUGGAAACCACCCGGCAAUGAGGGACGCGGUACGUACUCAGCUAUUCAUAAUUAGCUAUAGCAGAAUGUG